Triticum dicoccoides is the source of this 3390-nucleotide messenger RNA. RefSeq lists its product as uncharacterized. The transcript has 3 exons. Bases 1434 to 2414 code for a protein of 326 amino acids. NCBI's taxonomy places the organism in Eukaryota, Viridiplantae, Streptophyta, Magnoliopsida, Poales, Poaceae. The record is from RefSeq and is a predicted model, not a curated record.
UUUCAGAGCAGGGAGAGAGAGGAAGCACGGGCGGUGGCGUUCGACGGCCGAACGCCGACGGGGUUGUUGGCGCCAGGAGAUCAGGAGCGGCGGCGGCAGCUCAGUGCGAAUCUCGAUUCUCCAGCGACAUAUGCCCCCCCUGGAAGGUAACUCUUCCCACGUCCUCUCCCCUUUAUUGAUCUCUCCCCCCAAAUCGCGCUAGGGUUAGAGCGCUGAUAGCUCGCCGCGGUGGUGCUGGGUGGUCGCCGCCGUGGCGCUUGACUGGGUGGUCGCGCGCGGUGGGUCGUCGCUGUUCCAGGGGGCCGAUUUUGUUCAAAGGGAGGGGUGGCUGGUGGCUAGGGAUUUUGGAGGAUUUUUGUUCCUCCACGGUUUGAUGUAGGUUUAGCUUGCCGCUCCCCUCUACCAGGUUGCGAUUUGCCACAGCUAGCCGCGACCUGUUGUCUCAGACGCCAUGGUGCCCUCCAGAUCUGCGCCUUGACCACCGUAGCUAUUCUAUUUGACGGUUGUAACUUUUUUCCCUGCUGGUUGCAUCUUUCCCUGUCGUCAGUUGUAGAAAAAAUGCCAUGGAUUUCUUCUGUGUUUGCUUAGGAGGAAGAAUCACAAUAGAGAGAUUUGCUUUUUGCUGUUUUGUUAUGAAUGAGAUAGAUAGAUGGUUAUUUUUUCAGUCAUAUUUUGCUGCUAAUGCAUAUCCUAUGAAAACCUGUGUUGGGUUCUUCAAUGUUGUGGUGAUCCUCUGGGGUUUGUGACUAUUUAGCAAGGAAAAAGAUAGCAAUUGGUUAAGAGAUUCCUCCAUUUUUAAACGCAGCACCUGGUUGGUUGAUUUUGAAGCAUUUGGUGGUGAUUCUGAUGAACAUCAAAUGUUGAUUUAUCGUUAAUUUGUGCACGUGGGCUUUAGUUUUUGUUUGUCGCUUUUCAUAGGUUGUAUGUUUUUGCUCGUGACUAAAAUGUGUUGGAACCUGUUAGCUUUUCUCGUGUUAUCCACUCGAUUUCAUUGCCUAUUCCCAAUCUGGAAACUUAAAUUAAUCACGUUUUCAACCGAUGUAUUUUUUUUUGUUUCAUGGAUCUUGUUGAUUUUACAUUAUUAUACAUGCUAAUUUCAGAGAGCAAUAUUAUUCUAUACAUACUUGUGUGUUUCAUAGGUUUUCAGAUUUUUUUAAUGUGUGCGUGUAUAUGUUUUCUAGCUACUGUUUUGAUGCAACAUAGAUUUAAUUUAGUUUUUUGGUGAGAAUGAGGGGAGUAAGAAGGUUAAGAAGAAGAAUAAGAAGAAAGGCAAUCUAUGUGGUUUCACGUUGAGGUUUAACUCAAAACGGCUGGGUGAUCUUGGGAAGUUGUUAUCACCGGAGAAGCAGAGAAUUAUAAGGAAGGGACCAUUCGGAGACUUGCUCGACAUCCAGCCUUUCAAAGUGCCUCAUGAGCAAAUCGAGCUUGUUGUGAUGCACACGAAUCACAUACUCCGUGAGUUCCAUUACAAGAACAAGUCCAUCAACUUCAGCAAGCUCAUGGUGAAAAGGAUCUUCAAUGUGCCAUCCGGUGAUAGACCUGUGAAGCUUUUAAAAAAGAGCGAUGAACAUGUCCUUUGCAACAUAUACAAGGAGGGAAACAGGGCGCCAAUUGCACAUGUUAUCAAGUUGCUUAAAGAUUGCGGCAAUGAGGACAAGGUUAUGAUAAAUAGGACAUGGGCACUCAUUGCGUUGGCAACAGUUGUGUGCCCAGGCACUGGUAAUAUGGUUAACCUUGAGUAUCUAUCUUCCCUUGAAGACAUGCACUCGAUGCAUGACCUCGCUUGGGAUAAACACUUGUUGACACGAGCAAUGGAGGAGGUUGUAGUCUUUCAAGAGAAGAAGAGGAUGCAAGUAACAGCAGAAAAUCCAGUAGAGUUCCAGAUUUGCUCAUGCCUUCCCAUGUUAGCGAUCAUAUAUAUGGAUCAUGUUGAUAUUUCGGCCGGCCUUCCAAACGAGCAUGUCAUUGAUUAUUCUGUGUCAAGGAUAUGUUUUAUUUGUCGAAAGGAUUUCAAUUGGUUGGAUAAAGUUGACAAGAACAAGUUUACUCUUGUCCAGCCUUUCUACGAGAAACAUACCCAAAUCCGGAAUUUGUGCAACACACCAUAUGCCGCACAACUUGUGGGACUGGAAAUUGGUGCUAAAGCAGCCAAUGCGCAGGGAGUUGGUGCCGAUGUAGCUAAUGGCCAAGGGAGCCAAGUUCAAGGUGUUGAAAAGCAAGCAAAGGCCACUCAAUCAAACGAGGCUCAAGCAAAUGUUGAGGUUGAACCAAACCUAUCAUCAUCGCUCAACGAUUGGCUGCAACAAUCAUUCCCUACCAUGCAAGAUCUGAGGGAAGUUUUUGUUCAUCUUCAUCUUCUCCUUUCAUUUUUCAUAUCCUUUUUUGUUAGCCCCUGCAUCAAUUUAUGUACCUAGUUGCAAGUGCAUAUUCUUUUUGCUACAUCCAUUACUCUGAUGUGCUACAACCACAUUUCAGUUUUGAUACAUAGUGGGUUCAGGUGCAUACUUACCUGUUUUUGCUUCAUCCAUAUCAGUAAUUUACUACAACCACAUUUGUGUUUUAAUACAUAGUGAUACAGCCGCAGGCCUACUUGUUUUUUGCUUCAUCCAUACCUAUAAUGUGCUACAAACACAUUAUGUUUUUGUUACAUCCAUACUUUUUCAAAAGGCUACAUACAUGAUAAUUCGAAGCUACGCACAAGAUGACUAAAUUGUUCAACACAUGCCUUUGUAGGUACUAGAUCAGUUCCAAAUGAUGUAUGACAAGCACAAGGGGAUUUUUGCAGCGGAGGUUGAUGAUGUAGUAGGGAAGUUUGGACAAGGUUUAAAGGGAUUGCAGUGCAACCGGAUGGCCGCUCUGCUUCAUGAUGUAGGAGACGCCAUCACAGCUUCUGAUGAGCCCAACAUUUCCUUUGCAACACCUACCAUGGAUGAAAAUCAACAGAAAGAGAGUGAUGCUCAAGCUGCAAACGUCGGCAUUGAUGGUCAAGCUGAGGUUGAAGCUGCAAUACCUAUCAUGAACAAGGAUCAAGUCAAUGGGGAGCUGAAAAAGAACCAAGAAGUUGCAAUAGAGGUCGCUGAAACUCAUGAGCAACAAAGGGUGAGUUUUGAGAUAGAAGGCAACGUCUCACCUCGGAACCCCCACACUUCUGUGAUGCACCUAGGAGUGCAACAACCGGCAUUUGGGACAAUGAGCCAUCAUUCGAGUUGUUCCCAAAGGGCUCCGAAGAUUAUGAGUUGAUGCAUGGCAACAAUGAGCUUACAAACUGAAAGAGCAACCCCAUCUAUUCCAACAUCCCUAUGUGAAAGUGCUAGUAUCGACUAGAGGGGGGGGGUGAAUAGGCGAUUUUUAUGAAAGUCUUCAAAACAUGAUAGUUUCGAAGACAAACAC